AUGUCACAAUUCGAUGAUCUCUUCAAAACUCUUCCUGAGGCAGAGAUAUUCCUCCCUGGGUAUGUCGGCUACGAAGAUAGGGUCAAGAGAUGGAGUGCCUCAUGCAACAAACCUGCCGCAGUAAUAGUUUGUCCGAGAAACGCGUUGGAAGUGAGCGUUGCCUUGCGCUACGCUACGCACCACAACAUACUUCCUCUUGCAGUCUGCGGUGGCGGACACAGUACAAGUGGUGACAGUUGCUCGGAGGGAGGGAUGGUGAUUGAUUUGCGUCAAAUCAGAUCCACGAUCGUUGAUACCGAGUCACAAACAAUCACAUUCGGAGGCGGAUGUACAUGGGAGGACGUGAAUGGUGCUUUGUGGCAUCAUGGACUAGCAACUGUCAGUGGGACAGUUGGUGAUACGGGGGUUGGAGGGCUGAUACUGGGCGGUGGUUAUGGAUUCUUGACUGGCAAGUGUGGGUUGGCUUUAGAUUGUCUUAUUAGCUGUGAAGUCGUGUUGGCAAAUGGAGACAUCGUCAAAGCGAGCAAGGAAGAAAACUCAGAUCUAUUCUGGGCCUUGCGAGGUGCUGGACCUAAUUUUGGCAUUGUCACUCAUUUCACUUCUCAAGCCUUUCCUCAAGGGGAGAGUUGGGCGGGAUUCCUAGGGUUUAGCCCGGAAAUGAUACCGGACAUAUUCGAGUUUGGGAACCAUCUCAUAGAUACAGACGAUGGCAACUCCAUGAUGAGUGUGCUUGUCGGCAACUUCAUACCUCCCAAUAAAGCUAGCGGUGUAAUGACUGUUAUCUUUCACAACGGAUCCGAGGAGGAGGGAAAAGAGAGAUUCAGACCACUUCUUGACCUCAAUCCAUUAGGUGACACGACAGGCAUGCUGUCAUACCCAGAUCUCAAUCUGAUGUUCAACAAAUACCCCAGAGGUCCAAAUGAUAGACAUCUAUUUGGCGGCGCAAAUUUCACACAUCCGCUUAAUAAAGUAUCCGGCAAGGCGAUUUGCGACCAGUUCUGGGAGGCCACCAAUUCACCAGAGAAUGAAAACCUUCGUGGAAGUACGCUGGGAUUCGAGUUCUUUCCUACCAACAAGAUACGUGAAACCCCACUAUCAGCCGCUGCCUUCGGUAAUAGGGGCCAAUUCGCGUCAAUUUGCAUAUCAAUGAACUGGACUGAGGAGUCCAAGGAUGUUGAUGUGCGAUCCUUUUCAAAAAGAUUCACUCAACUUUGUGCCGAUAGUGUUGGUUGGAAGGGAGACAAUUACUGUGAUGGGUACAGCACUUACGCGAAUUACUUCAGUUCUACUACCAAAGCAGAGAAGAUAUAUGGACCAAAUGCAGCGAGAUUGAGAAGCCUGAAGAAGAUAUAUGACCCAGAAAACGUGUUCAAGAAAGUACAGGAUUUGUCCUGA
Penicillium salamii is the source of this 1395-nucleotide messenger RNA. NCBI's taxonomy places the organism in Eukaryota, Fungi, Ascomycota, Eurotiomycetes, Eurotiales, Aspergillaceae. The record is from the annotation of a GenBank genome assembly.